ACAUAGGGACUCGACGCUAGCGGAGCCACAGCAUAUUACUGAACCGUAAACCAUGCCUUAAACGGUCUCCCGACGGACCAUCGAGCUUGCCACAGAAUUGCGAGAGGUUUUUCGAAGACACUGAAAUUAUAUUGUUGAAAUGCUACGUUCCAUAAACUUUAACUUUAACUUCCAACGAAGUUUGAAUUUCACACAUGCUGCAUCAAUCAGUUCAAUCAAUUUGAGACUCAUGAGUCAUUCGUGGCGAUCAACUCAUAACCUAAACCUGAAUCAGGGCGACAGUCACAUUGACAGUGAAAAUAUUCAAGCUUUUUCAAUUCACAUGUCAAAGACUAUGUCAUCCGUUACAGGCAAAGACAGUUUAUUCAGUUUCAAUCGGAAUAUACCUUCUCGAUUCAACAUACAGAGUGCAACGGGUUUAAGUUCAUCACACACCGGAAUCAACAUUUCAAGAAAACGCAGCACAUUUCCGAUAAAUUCGAUGUUAUUGCCCGCCAAUCGCACUCGUUGUACGGUUCUGCAUCCUAAACAUUCUGGGGUCAGGCAAUUCUCAAGCGAAGUGACACAGCAUGUACCACAAGUCCGCUUAACUGGAAUUUGGAAAGAUAUAUCAGAGAGCACACCUGUUGAAUUUGCACAAGAUACUUUGGUCACAUUUCAGUCUACAACUGGUUUGCCAUGGUGGGCAACUAUAAUUUUAACCACGGUUAUAGUAAGAAGUACAUUGACGCUACCGUUGAGUCUUUAUCAACAUUACAUUAUUGCCAAAGUCCAAAAUUUGAACAUCGAAAUGAAUGACACUGUUAAAAAAUUACAAGCCGAAGCAAAUGUAGCUGUAUCACAGCACAAAUGUCCCGAAUAUUAUGCUAGGAUGCUGUAUAAUACAAAGGUAAACGAGAAAUGGGAUGAAUUGAUUCAAAGAGAAAACUGCCAUCCUGCCAAAGGAUACAUUGUAUUGUGGACACAAAUACCAUUGUGGAUAAUGAUAUCUGCUGCACUGAGAAACCUCUGUUUCAUGUUACCUCCAGGUCGUACAGAUGCUGAGAAAAAUUUCCUGGACUUGACAACAGGUGGUUUUGGAUGGAUAACAAAUAUGAUCGCAGUUGAUCAAUUUUGUAUCAUACCGAUUUCUGUGGGACUCUUCAAUUUAGCCAAUAUUGAAAUGAUGAAUCUCUUGAAAACUACCGAGGAUACAAAAUUACAGAAGUUUUUUCUUUAUUUUUUACGAUUCAUUUCCAUUGCAAUGAUACCUAUCUCCAUGUACGUUCCAUCGUGCAUGUCUCUGUACUGGGCAAGCAGCAGUGCGUUUGGUGUUGUCCAGAAUCUGCUAUUGCAAUCACCAAAGCUGCGAAGAUUGGCUGGAGUACCUCUUACUAAGACUGCGAGGACAAAUCCAUAUCGUCAAAUGUAUACAAAACUAAAAACCAAAUGGUACUUCAAUUUUAUGCGUAAACGUAACAGCUGAAUGUCAUCGUAAGUAUGAAGUGUAUUAAAAUGUAAUGCCAAUGGCAGGUACACAUCGCAUAGGAUAUUCCACGACAAACCAAUCAAGAUCCGUUGCACUUGAAUUUUAGAUUUGAACCGUCUUGACUUUGUCAAUAUCAAAGAUACGCUAAAAUUGGCAGUUUUUUUGUAAAUAAAUUUCGUUGACUUAACUUACCUCCAUCGGUUCUUGACAUACUUCAGAGACUACAACUAUAGAGGGAAGUGUUGGUUCCAUCUAAAAUUCAAGUGAGAACAUGGUUGACUUGAUGUAAAAUGUUUUAUUAAACGUGUUUUUAUUUUUAUUUAUUAUCAAACCCAAUGUACAUACAAUAAACUUAUGUAGUUUACUUGACAUAUGUAUAUAAAUAAAGUAAAGUAACAGCAAAGUAUUUAAACCUGCGUACAUGUAUGAAUUUUUCCUGUAAUGUUUUUCUACAGUGCAGUUGUAAUAAUGUAGAAGUAUAUUCAU
This is a messenger RNA of Diprion similis, 1954 nucleotides long. RefSeq names its product cytochrome c oxidase assembly protein COX18, mitochondrial. The record is from RefSeq and is a predicted model, not a curated record. Gene Ontology annotation, biological process: protein insertion into mitochondrial inner membrane from matrix; mitochondrial respiratory chain complex IV assembly. The transcript is spliced from 6 exons. Lineage: Eukaryota; Metazoa; Arthropoda; Insecta; Hymenoptera; Diprionidae. Gene Ontology annotation, cellular component: mitochondrial inner membrane. Gene Ontology annotation, molecular function: membrane insertase activity. Bases 140 to 1465 code for a protein of 441 amino acids.